GCAUGAUGUACCCAUGGCUGAACGGCUGAAUGCACCAACGACUGGAUGCACUCAAGAGAAGGUAACUGGAUGUAGCAAGCGCAGAGGAAGCCCUUUGAGCGCGAAGGAAGCCCUCUGUGCUGAGUUGACGUCAACUCUGCCCAUCAUGCGCGAGGCGUCCGCGUCUCCUUCGCCAGCCCGUAUUUCCUUUGCUGCUCGCGUCCGUCUUUCCUUCGCCGCGCGUGUCCGUAUUUCCUUUGCCGCGCGAGUCCGUGGUCCCUUUGCUGCUCGAGUCCGUGGUCCCUUUGCUGCUCGAGCCCGUAUACUUUCCGUCGCGCGAGUCCGUCUUCUUUCUCCCUUCGCCGCCCGAGCACCCGAGCACCGCCCCCGACUCAUGGUCGUCGGCCUGCGCCCCCGACUCGUGGAUCGUAGGCCUGCGCCCUCGACUCAUGGUCGUCGGCCCGCGCCGCUCGACUUCGUCGGGUCGUACGGUGUCGACCCCGCCGUCGCGCUGCCGACUUCAUCGUCGAGUCGCGUCCUGCGCUGUUGACCUCGUCCUCGAGUCCCGCGCAGUGCCAGACGAGGGAGAAGGAGAGUCGCGCUGUCGACUUCGAAUCGCAGUGUCAGACGGGGGAGAAGGAGCGCUGUCGACUUCGUCGUCGAGUCGCGUUGUCAACUUCGUCAUCUGGUC
Schizophyllum commune H4-8 is the source of this 670-nucleotide messenger RNA. RefSeq lists its product as uncharacterized. Lineage: Eukaryota; Fungi; Basidiomycota; Agaricomycetes; Agaricales; Schizophyllaceae. Bases 146 to 529 code for a protein of 127 amino acids. The record is from RefSeq and is a predicted model, not a curated record. The transcript has a single exon.